Exophiala oligosperma is the source of this 2064-nucleotide messenger RNA. RefSeq lists its product as uncharacterized. The coding region runs from base 1 to 1986 and encodes 661 amino acids. Gene Ontology annotation, molecular function: transmembrane transporter activity. Gene Ontology annotation, biological process: transmembrane transport. The record is from RefSeq and is a predicted model, not a curated record. Lineage: Eukaryota; Fungi; Ascomycota; Eurotiomycetes; Chaetothyriales; Herpotrichiellaceae. The transcript has a single exon.
AUGGCGAUGCAGUCACAAAACUCAGGUGUUGGUCCUGGGAGAACUGACCGAGAUCUGAAAGUAUUCUCGUCGGCGCACAGAGCAGAAGAACACUCUAGCAAUGCGACUAUUCCUACGAAACGAGACUCGGCCGACGAUGACGGCGCCCAAUUCAAGGGUGAGAUUGGAGUCAGUAGGGUCGAGGCUUUCAACAAAGUCCUUUACCAGUCCGGCAGGUCUGGAAAGAUACUCCUCUGGCUGCUAGGGAUUUCAAUCGGCCUGACAAUGUUUGCAUAUGCAUUGGACAUGGGAAUUACCGGGACUAUCUUCACCACCAUGGCCAGUUCCACCUUCGGGCAGCACAGCCAACUCGCGGCCGUCAGUACGGCCAGUCAGAUCAUCCGCGCCAUCAGCAAACCUUUCAUCGUUAAGCUGGCAGACAUCACCUCGCGCCCGACCACCUAUGUUGUCAUUCUCGUCUUCUACGUCGUCGGUUUCGUCGUCGCCGCGAGUUCGAGCACUUUUUCAGCCUAUACCGUGGGCAUUUGCUUCACGUCUGUGGGCAAAUCUGGACUUGAUUUGCUGAGCGAUAUCAUCGUGGGCGAUUUGACCCCGCUGGAGUGGCGAGGCUUUUUCGGCGCCGCUCUCUCUAUUCCCUUCGUCAUAACGGUCCCUGUCAACGGGUUCAUCGCCGAGGCAUUUGUCGACAACUGGCGGUGGGGCUUGGGCAUGUUUGCAAUUCUUGUCCCUGUGCUGCUCCUCCCUGCCAUCUUCACGUUGUACGCGAUGCAGCGGCGAGGGGAGAAGUUGGGUAUGGUUACUAUGGCCGCCUCGAAGCGCCUACGGACCGGACAGGAGGAUGGUGACAUUACAGAGCAGCCAAUCGGGCAGAGGAGCCGGAUUAAUCACUGGACCACACUCCUCUACGAGGGCCUAAUCGACAUUGACAUCAUCGGGCUCAUCAUUCUCGGCACCUCUUUCGCCCUGAUUUUGCUACCAUUUACUCUUGCGGAAAGAGCCGACGGUGGCUGGGGGAACGCAAGCAUGAUUGCCAUGUUGGUCACGGGCUUUGUGUUGCUCGUAGGGUUUGUCUGUUUCGAGGCGUUCCUCUCCCCGAAGCCGCUCAUGACGAAGAGGAUCAUCAAGAACCGGACGUUCCUGGCCGCCGUGGUCAUCUACACUUUCAACCAGACUGCCUCUUCGACCCGCAACACCUACUUCUCGUCGUACCUUUACGUCAUCAAGGAAUGGUCCACCUACAAAUGGACCAUAGUCUUGGGGAUCACCACCAUGGGACUCAGCGUGAUUGGUCCAGUCGUCGGGCUCAUCCAGAGAUGUACGCACCGGUACAAGAAUUUGAUGGUUUUUGGCGCCGUCGCCCGUAUGGUAGGUUACGGCCUUUUGAUUCGGAGCGACGGAAAAAUGGUACAAGACACGCCUCGCUUGGUCAUUGCCCAGCUCAUUUUUUGUCUGGGCUCCUUCAACGUCGUCGGGGCUCGCGUGGGCAGUCAGGCCUCGGUACCCCACGAAGACAUGGCCACCAUCAUUGCUUUGUUGACUUUGUGGUCCACGCUGGGCUCGUCCCUCGGUAGUGCCAUCUCGUCAGCCAUCUGGACGAACGAGAUGCUCGACCGUAUGCACAGGGAGAUGCCCGAAGCCAGUGACGAGACGGUCUCACAGCUGUACAAGAACAUCAGGAAGCUACGUAGCCGAUACGACUUGGAGAACCCGAUCAGGCAGGGCGCCAUCCGGGCGUAUGCGUGGGUCAAUGGUCAUAUCGCCAUUGCCGCUCUUCUUCUUGCCGCCUUGCCAUUGAUCGCCACUUUUUUCAUGCCCGACUACUAUUUGGGUAAACAGCAGAAUGCCGUGACUCAGACAGGUCUUGAUGGGGAAUCGGUCAACGUGCCUGACAGAGAGCGAGCAGAUAGUAACUUGGUGGACAACGACAACAACAAAAAGCCAAAAUCCCUCUAUCGUCGGUUUUUGAAUGCUUAUCAUAAGGCAUAGUACGUGAUUAGCUAGGGUUUAGGGAGCUGACACACCUACAAUAAUACCAGCCUAGUAUCGGUUGCACGCAUUUCAUGU